UGUCUGGAGAACAUGGAGCAGACUUGUUCCAUUUUUGGAGGAAACAUGAAAAGAUCUAAAUACGAAAGCAUUAUUAAUGCUGCCGGUAGACAUCUUUCAAAGCGGAAUUGCACAGAUUCUGAUGUUCUUAAAAAGAGCAAGUUAAAGUUGAAGCAGACCGCCGAACAAUUUGAAAACUCAGCAAUAUGGAGUCAGAAGAUCAUUUCCAUACAAAAUUUCAGCCUAACUGAACAAGAAGCAGAUCUUCAAUUCUCAAAACUGAAGGCAUGGGUGGAAUCUCUAGAUGAUGGUGCUCGAAUUGAAAUAGAUGAAAUUCUUUUUCCUGCAUUUAUUUCACUAUAUAGAAAACUUAAUGUCAGUGGCAACACAAGCGGAGCAAGAGGGUUUUACACCCGCAACCAGUCAAACUUUUUCAAAGUGCCUGAACUCCGGAAAAUGGCUGAAAGAUUUUGUUCUGAAAAUACAAGUCAUUUUAUUCUGGAGUUGUCCCAAGAACCAUAUGAAAUACUUCAUAGUUAUAUUGGAAGCAAUGAACACCCGUUUUUGCAACAACUACUAAACACCACCUUGGAGAUCAACAUCAUGAAAACGAAAAUCGACUCGAGCGAUCCCUCUCAAACAAUUUCGAAGUCACAGGAGGACUCGUCAAAUAUGGAAGAAGUGCAGGAUUUGAUGGCUGCCAUUUCUCGAUUGGAAGAACUUCCACCCACUGCCCCGUUAUUGAAGUUAUAUUCCAUCGACACAGGACAAAGGAGAAUGAGUGCAGCCUCUGCUUCACCUUGCCAAGGCUAUCUCUCCUGUGGGUUUCAAGAUUCAUCCGUGGCAAUCUGGGAUGUUAAAGAACUCCGAUCUCUGUCCGUCUCGAAUGUUAAUCGAUCAAAUCUCUCUGAAUCCUGCGCCAUCGGCCUUUAUCAUCCCGUUGCUUCGCCAUUAACAUUCCCACUGGAACCGGAUUCUUCCCUUUCUAUAUGUUUGGGACAUUCUGGUCCUGUGUAUGCCACGCAGUUCACGCCUAAUAACACUCACAUGCUUAGCUGUAGCGAUGACACGACGUUAAGGCUUUGGGAUAUGUCAUCCAUGGAAAAUGCAGUAGUGUAUCGAGGACACACUUACCCCGUGUGGGCCAUGGAUAUCUCGCAACAGAGCCAGUACUUUGCGUCUGCAUCCCAAGAUCGUACUGCCAAAAUUUGGAUGUUUGAUCGCACUUUCCCCUUGCGGAUUCUAGCCGGCCAUACUGCCGAUGUUGAUUGUGUGACUUUCCAUCCAAAUGGACUUUACUUGGCUACGGGUUCUGCUGAUAGUUCCGUCCGUAUGUGGCAUGUCACAGAAGGCAAAACAGUUCGCAUAUUGGUUGGCCACCGUGGCACAGUUUUAGCCGUUGCUUUCAGUCCUUGUGGAAAGUUGUUAGCUUCAGCUGGUGAGGAUCAUCGCGUUAAGGUUUGGGAUGUUGCUGCUGGGUCUAUCCUUCAUGACUAUGCUGGCCAUCACGAUGUCAUCCAUGGAUUAGUCUGGAUCUCUGAGAGUGUUCUUGCGUCAUACAGUGCUGACGGUAACAUACGGGUCUGGAAUGUUACCCAGCAUUCCGUUCCUUCAUCGCAACUAUCACAGCAAGAGAUUGCAUCGUAUUCAGUGUCGUCACCCACGAAAAUCGUACACCUUGGUCGUGGUAACCAAUCAACUUUGGUCUGCAUCGCUGCUUCGGAUUAAGCUACCUGUAAAUAUUUAUCUUCUUAUAUUUUUUCUCGGUUUAGUGUUUUUAGUGUCCCAGAAAUUCAUCAAACACAGUUAAUUUCUGUGGAAGUUUAUUCUCGUAUCCGAUGAAAAGUUCAUUUAUUUUUUCAUGUCCUGCUACAGUAAAGCACCCUAUACCUUGAUAAUUAAUGGGUUGGUGGGUGGCUAUAAAAACUUUUCGACGCUCGGUUUUUUACACGCGCACGCACAAGUGAAAGAAAACAAGGGGUAUCCUCAAACAUGUAUAACACAGUCCCAAUGACAGUUUUGUUUUUCGACUCGGGCAAAAAUGAUGAAAUUUCUAUCAAGUCGUUGACAUCCUUUAACUGACUGUUGCACAGUUUCGACGCCUGAAAAAGAACUUCCAAAAAUCCCUAAAAAUGACUUAUCGACGAUAGCGAUUUUUCAGAGCUUUCAAGGUCUUUUGCAUCAAUGGUGCAACCUUUGGUUUCUUGGCCGCAGCUUAAAGGAAGAAAAUAAAUAUUAAUCUUAUGUCAUGUUCUGAGCUUUUAAAACUAGGAGGCUGUAUCUUACAUGAUGAGCUGGACGAGCUGGAAGAUCGUGGUGCAGACGACUGCGCCAUUUUGACUACUUCUGCCACUGCAGUACUUCCGUUUGCAGCAUGAUUAGUGGAGGCUUCAAAUGGGCGAGCUCCAGACUUGGCAUUUGUCAUACUUGCGAGAACUGCGGAAGACCCUGGUUUAACCUUCACGUAAUUUGAACCAUCAUUUAUGAUUUUCA
This is a messenger RNA of Daphnia carinata, 2472 nucleotides long. Its product is annotated as TAF5-like RNA polymerase II p300/CBP-associated factor-associated factor 65 kDa subunit 5L. The coding region runs from base 13 to 1707 and encodes 564 amino acids. NCBI's taxonomy places the organism in Eukaryota, Metazoa, Arthropoda, Branchiopoda, Diplostraca, Daphniidae. Gene Ontology annotation, molecular function: protein binding; RNA polymerase II general transcription initiation factor activity. The transcript has 8 exons. Gene Ontology annotation, cellular component: transcription factor TFIID complex. Gene Ontology annotation, biological process: transcription initiation at RNA polymerase II promoter. The record is from RefSeq and is a predicted model, not a curated record.